GUAAGGGGAGGAAGCAGCUGUGGGAUCAUAACAAACAGACGGAAGAUGGCGGAGGCAGCUGGAGGUGGUACUGCUGUCGUUAGUCUUGCUCUAUGCUUAGGAUUCACCUUAUGUUCCUCCUUCACCCCAUCACUUGCUUCCGAUGCCUUCGAGGCGGUUCUGGGCGACACAGCAUCGUGUCAAAGAAGUUGUGAGAUGACCUACAGCCUGCACACUUACCCGAAGGAGGAGGAACUCUAUGCUUGUCAGAGAGGCUGCAGACUCUUCUCUAUCUGUCAGUUUGUUGAUGAUGGUGCUGACUUAAACAGGACCAAAAAUGAAUGCGAAUCAGCUUGUGCUGAAGCAUAUAAACAGCAAGGUGAGCAAUUUGCUUGCAACUUGGGAUGUGAAAACCAGCUGCCAUUUGCUGAACAGAGACAGAAACAGCUCAUGUCAAUGGUGCCAAAAAUCCACUUUGUUUACCCCGUAAGCAUAAUGUCUGCUUUCUACAGUGACUUAAUGAAUUCGGCUCAGAGCUUCUUCACCUCAUGGACCUUCUACCUGCAAACUGAUGAUGGCAAAGUCGUUGUAUUCCAGUCUGAACCAGAUGCACAGUUUAUGGUUCCACAAUUUGAACUUCAAACAGAAAAUAUAAAAGAAACUUCUCAGGCAUUGUCAGAUCAUAUAGCCAAAGCUAUUUAUGAUGAUACUCGAAAAGCUUUCAGAAGGGAACAUGGAACUGGCUUGUAUUUGAAAGAAGGUCAUGAGCAGGAGUACCAGAGUGUCUUGGAAUGUUUGUCAAGGAAUGCAGGGAUACCUCGCUGGAUAUUAACCACCACCCUGGUGCUCUCGGUGCUGGUGCUGCUGUGGAUCUGUUGUGCUACUGCUGCCACAGCUGUGGAACAGCACAUUCCAUCAGAGAAACUGAGCAUAUACGGAGACAUGGAGUUUAUGAAUGAAUUGAAGCUAACUCCGUAUCCAGCAUCUUCUCUGAUUAUCAUCAAAUCCAAGGAUGAAAAGGACAUGGCAGGACCCUUACCUACUAAAGUGAACCUGGACUACUCGACAGUUUAGACAAUUGGGAUUAAAUUUGGACUUGUGUUCUGAAAUUUGAAGUGGUAGUUUUGCCAAAUGUCUGAUUGAGGUGAAAUUUUGAAAUUAAGAUAAAUAUUGUUUUUGUUACAUUCCUGGAUACAAACAUAAUUGGAACUUUUUUAAAGCUGACCUAUAGAUAUAAGCUGUUUUAUUAGAGCUGUUUAUAGCUCAGAUAGCUUUAUGUUGCACAACACACUUGUCUGCAUGUUUGAAAACUUGUUAGUAGCGGACUCUUUUUGAUCGCACUGAUCGCAUUGUUCCUUUGUACAUAUUAAAUGUCAUUGCCUGUAACUUUUCUUAUGAUGUGUUAUUUCUACUAUCAGAAUGGACGUUUACCUGAAGUUUUAAUCAAUUUAUGGCCUGAUGUAUUUCCUUUUUCUGUACCUGCAUCAUGACAUGACAUAUGCUCUUGGAUACAUAAACAGUUGCACGCACAUUAUGUAAAUAUUGAGCCACAGAAACCUCUGAGAACACAAUUUAAAUUUUUCAUUUGUCAGUAAUUAAUUGAUGAUAAACCUCUUGUGGCUUUUAUUUACAUUUCAGCUGAGUUUUUCUUUUUAUGCAUUUCCAUUUUUCCUCCAAGUUCAAAUAUUUUGCUUUGAUUUUGCUGUAAAAUUUUUUACUUAUAAUCAAACUCCAGCUUUUGUGUUUGUAGCCUUUGAUCCAAAUAUAUUUCCUCAAUGGGUUUUGUGGGCAAGAUUUUUUUUGUUCAAGGAAUCAUAUAAAAUAAAUAUUGGUUUGAUCACCUCUCA
Messenger RNA from Carcharodon carcharias (great white shark), 1826 nucleotides. It is a transcript of the gene tmem59, whose product is annotated as transmembrane protein 59. Gene Ontology annotation, cellular component: lysosome; late endosome. The coding region runs from base 46 to 1053 and encodes 335 amino acids. The transcript is spliced from 8 exons. Gene Ontology annotation, biological process: positive regulation of autophagy. NCBI's taxonomy places the organism in Eukaryota, Metazoa, Chordata, Chondrichthyes, Lamniformes, Lamnidae. The record is from RefSeq and is a predicted model, not a curated record.